AUGUCGGUACUUGUGCACGGGCAGCCGGCCGGGCACGUCCAGUGCCUGCAGAUGGGCAGCCGGCCACGAGCUCGUCCGGUACCAGCGUACAGGCAGCCGGACUCAUUGGAUACCUGCGCACGGGCCGCCGGGCACGUCCUGUACCUGCGCACGGGCCGCCGGGCACGUCCUGUACCUGCGCACGGGCCGCCGGGCACGUCCUGUACCUGCGCACGGGCCGCCGGGCACGUCCUGUACCUGUGCACGUCCUGUACCUGCGCACGGGCCGCCGGGCACGUCCUGUACCUGCGCACGGGCCGCCGGGCACGUCCUAAACAUAUGCCAAGUACAGUAUACACCUGCGCACGGGCAGCUGGUAACAACCUUCCUGUGUGCAUGCUUCUUUUCUUAUCACUCUCCAUUAAUGUGUCUUCGCGAAAGCACUAG
Messenger RNA from Pelobates cultripes (western spadefoot toad), 426 nucleotides. The record is from the annotation of a GenBank genome assembly. NCBI's taxonomy places the organism in Eukaryota, Metazoa, Chordata, Amphibia, Anura, Pelobatidae.